Myotis daubentonii (Daubenton's bat) is the source of this 1630-nucleotide messenger RNA. It is a transcript of the gene AMZ2, whose product is annotated as archaelysin family metallopeptidase 2. Gene Ontology annotation, biological process: proteolysis. The record is from RefSeq and is a predicted model, not a curated record. Lineage: Eukaryota; Metazoa; Chordata; Mammalia; Chiroptera; Vespertilionidae. Gene Ontology annotation, molecular function: metallopeptidase activity.
UUAAUAUUAGGGCGAAGGCACCCCGCACAACACUCUCCCGACCAAGCCCCGGCAUGUCAGCACGUCGGCGGAGCCUGCCUUCCUAAAGGUGGGAAGAAUACCGGGCACAUCUCGCUUCAUGUGCUGUCCUGUCGCAGCCCAGCUGUGGGGCGGUCAGGAGCCUCGUGGUGGAACAGCUGUUUGCUUUUCCCAUUCAGAGGGAAGGAUGAACGCUCUACCUAAAAACAGGAUGUGAGCGGAAGAGACCUGUCAUUGUGAGUCUGGCCGCUGCUUGUCGCUGAUGUCAUCCCCAGGGUGACAUGACCUCGUGGCCAUAGACCUAAGUGGCUGCAGUUAAGAACACUCCGGUCCCUGUUGCAUCUACGCACUCUCCACCUCCACCUCCAAUUACGGCAUCAGCUGACAUCAGUCACAAUAAGGCUCGUGAUUGGAGGAAGCCUGUUUGACAAGAUGAAAACGGUACGGCACUCGGAACAGACACUUAGAACAGCUCUCAUCUCAAAGAACCCAGCACUUGUGUCCCAGUAUGAGAAGCUCGAUGCUGCAGAGCGGCGUUUGAUGAACGAAGCCUUCCGACCAGCCAGUGAUCUCUUCGGGCCCAUCACCUUGCAUUCGCAGUCAGAUUGGAUCACCUCCCAUCCUGAGCCUCCCCAAGACUUUGAAGAGUUUUUCAAUGAUCCUUCCAGAAAGACACCCUCUCGAGAGAAACACAGGAUUUAUAUACAGUGCAUUGGAUCUCUAGGAAAUACCAGAAUUAUCAGCGAAGAAUAUGUUAAAUGGCUCAAGGGCUACUGUGAAGCAUUUUUCUAUGGCUUGACAGUGAAACUCCUAGAACCAGUCCCUGUCUCUGCAACAAGGUGUGCCUUUAGAGUCAAUGAUAGCACGAAGAACCUACAGAUACACGCAGGGCACAUCCUGCACUUCUUGAAAAAGAAGAAACCUGAAGAUGCCUUCUGCAUUGUGGGAGUAACGAUGAUUGAUCUUUACCCAAGAGACUCCUGGAAUUUUGUCUUUGGACAGGCCUCUUUGACAGAUGGUGUGGGGAUAUUCAGCUUCGCCAGGUAUGGCGGUGACUUUUACAGCUCAAGCUACAAAGGCAAAGUGAAGGUGUCGCAGAGACAGUCUUUGCGUGACUAUUCGGCGUUUGAUAACUAUUACACUCCUGAAGUGACCAGUGUUCUGCUGCUUCGGUCCUGCAAGACUUUAACCCACGAGAUUGGACACAUAUUUGGACUUCGACACUGCCAGUGGCUGGCAUGCCUAAUGCAAGGCUCCAACCACUUGGAAGAAGCUGACCGGCGCCCCCUAGAUCUGUGUCCCAUCUGUUUACGCAAGUUGCAAUGUGCUAUUGGCUUCAACAUUGUAGAAAGAUACCAAGCCCUGGUGAGGUGGAUUGAUGAUGAAUCUGCUGACACGCCCCGAGUUACUCCGAAAUGUAGUCAUGACGGUAAUGUGAAUUUGCCCAAACCCGUGGAAGCCUUUAAGGAGUGGAAAGAGUGGAUAAUAAAAUGCCUUGCUGUUGUCCAAAAAUAAGAACCUUCAAAUAGGAGUAAUUAAAAUCCUUGCACAUCAUGCUUGCUUUUGUAUGGAGUGCUUCAUUGGAAUAAACUGUUUACUGAUUCUGCCCUGU